UAUUAGUCGAAAACGUGGUGAUUGAACAAAAUUGGAGCAUCUUAUCCACUGUAUGUGUUAGUUUGCUUUACUGAGGAAAGUGGUAGUCCUUUUAGUGCUUAUGAAACAAAGUUUGUUGAAUUACAUGAAGGUGUUCAAUACGAUAACUUUGAUUAUUCCCAAAAGUACCGCAGCGUGUGGCCGAUGAAUAAGAAGAGUAAGACAUCUGUACGGUACCCUUGUAAAGUGCUUCGAUUCUCAGAUAGCUUACUUGCCUUAAACACAUUAUGCAAAAAUCUUGUUGAUGGAUCAAUGACUUUAAAGGAAUUGGAAGAAGAACGGUUAGCUCUGGGUGAGCAAGCUAAAGACAAUGGAGUCAUGAAGAAGUUGACACAGACAAAAGAAGAUAUUGCCGAUGAAGUUAGUGAUGGUGAUGAUAAAGACAUGUUGAGAGGGAAGAGGAAACGAACUCCAUCGACGAAGUUGAAAGACAGCAAAUUACCCUUGGAGAAAAAGAAAGCUGUCUCGACCAAGUUUGUGAAGAAAACUGCUACUCAGAAAAGAAAGCAUUCAAAGGAAGUUGGCAAAAAGAUUAUAAAGGAGUUAAAUCGCCUUGAAGAUGAUGAAGAGGACAAAGCUGUUUCUAGCAACAGUGAUGCCAACGAAUCAAAUAGCAGUGUAGAAGAGGAUGAAAUUGACGACCAGGAUUUGUUAGAACAAGAAAUGGGAAUCGUUCCACAGAGUGUAACGAGAAAGCAAAAAAACAAGCAGUCUUCAACGAAGAAAAACAUGGUCUCAACACAGUCAUUCGAACUUGCAGGUUUAAAGUCAUUUACUCGACUCAGUCGAGCAGGCUUAAGCGACAGUUCACAUUUUUCUUCCACUUCGGCAUUCGGCCAGUUAAAUGUUGAUGAAAAUCAAGAUGUUGAUGAAAAUCAAGAAAAAGACUGUUCCAAAUGUUCAAAUUUUGAAUCGCGAAUAAUGAAAUUGCAGUCUGAUCUGUCUAUUUCUUACGCUAAAAAUGGAACUCUGCGAGAUCAACUGACUAGUAGCGAUGCCAAACUAAAAGAACUGCAAGCAUUAAUUUGUUAUUACGAAGUCUCACGGCCGACUACAAAACUUGGAUGGGACAUUCAGAAACUGAUUGAAGCACAUGUAAGUGGGCCGGUCAUGAUGGGAAACUUCAAGUCCAGCACCGAUGAAUAUCCCGAUGAACCAUUUGGUCAGCAGUUUUCAGCAUGGAAGUCUCAAAAGGCCGUUCAUGUUCCUGAAGUAGAUCUUCGCCAUAAUUCUCCUCCACUGCCGGCACUUAAAAAGACCAUUCCUCCGACAGCUGGUCUUAAUGUUGAAUCGAUUUCUAAUGUGAAAACUGCUCCUUUGAUAGUGCACGCCUCUGAGAAUGGAUCAUCAGACGAUAAUAAGGAGUUGACCGAAGAAAUCCGAUUUCCAAUCCCUGAUAGCGUCUUAGAUUUAUUCUCUACAAAAACAUUGUCAAAUUUCGUUGGGAAAACCAUGGAAUAUUUGCACCCUGAUGGUGACUACUUGGCAACACGUAAUCUCUCAGACAGAAACAUGUCAGCACAGAAAAUUCAAGCUGGAAACGCCAGUGACAAAAUCCCAAUGACGGAAGAGGAAAUACAGCAAGUCGUUGGUAGUUCACUAAUUAUUAAAACCAUGUUUACAUUUAAAAUUUAAAGUUCGAAACUGGUU
Molecule: messenger RNA, 1689 nt
Organism: Daphnia magna
Lineage: Eukaryota; Metazoa; Arthropoda; Branchiopoda; Diplostraca; Daphniidae
Exons: 7
Coding region: 184-1674 (496 amino acids)
Source: RefSeq, a predicted model, not a curated record